AACACUGCGUGGAAGAACUGUCAACAGCAGAGGAAGCUGUCGUUCCCAGCGUCUUCAUCUGUUCCCACGGAGGACUAACGGGUGAUCUGAAGUGAGGGCUCCCGUGCAGCGUACGUCGCCUCCGGUCCAGCCCGUCGGGGUUCCCGGGUCUCUGUCCCGCUGUCAGUCAUGGAUCCGUUUGACAGUAACUUGUCGGCAGAGCGCGCCAACCUUCCGCGGAACAUGAUCGAGAACAGCAUGUUCGAGGAGGAGCCGGACGUGGUGGACCUGGCCAAGGACUCCGCAGCGUUCCCGGCCUUCCCCACCCUGGACCCCGACGAGGUGGUCUACGAGCCGCGCAGCUCCCGCCUGCUGGUGCGCGGCCUGGGGGAGAACGAUAUGGACGACGACGAGGAGGACAGUGAGUCUUCGGCACGGCUGCUGGGCAUGUCCUUCAUGAACCGCAGCGCCGCCCACCGCGCUGGCUCCUCCCCCUACGCACGGCAGGCCCCGCCCAGCUCCUGCUCGCGGCCGUCCACUCGGACCACGGUGGUGUGUGUGCUGUUCCUGGUCAUCGUGGUGUCGAUGAGCAUGGUGCUGUACUUCCUGCCCGGCUGUACCUUCACCAGGACGGGCUGUCCCAAGGAGAACAGCACCGCCCCCAUGGAGCCCGUGUACCCCAACUCCACCACGGGGGAGCCCUUCCCCUGGGCGGAGCUCCGCCUCCCGGCCAGCGUGCGGCCCGUCCACUACGACCUCACCGUGAACCCCGACCUCGACGCCAUGACCUUCACGGGCCGCACCGUCAUCAGCAUGGCCGUGCUCCACGCCACCAAGCGCAUCGUGCUGCACGCCGCCGACCUCACCGUCACCAAGGCAACCUUCCAGCUGGGCGAGGGCCAGGCCAGGGUCGUGACCCUGCUGGAGUAUAAGCCCCACCAGCAGGUGGCCGUCCGGUUCCCUGAGGAGCUGAAGCAGGGACAGCGCUGUGUGCUGACGCUGGACUACCACGCCAGCCUGUCCAGCACCUACGACGGCUUCUACAACAGCUCCUACGCCGACAAGGACGGCAAGAAGAGGGUCCUGGCUGCCACCCAGUUCGAGCCACUGUACGCCAGGAAGGCCUUCCCUUGCUUCGACGAGCCCGCCUUCAAAGCCACCUUCCUGGUCAGGAUCAGUCGCAGGGAUGGCUAUGUCGCUCUGUCCAACAUGCCCAAGGCCAAGACCACCAAUAUCACCGGAGGCCUUCUGCUGGACGAGUUUGAGAAGAGCAGCGUGAACAUGAGCACCUACCUGGUGGCCUUCGUGGUGGCCACCUUCCAGAGCGUGAGCAAGAACGUCUCCGACACGCUGGUGUCUGUGUACUCGGUGCCGGAGAAGAAGGACCACACGAUCUACGCCCUGGACACGGCCUGCAAACUUCUGCAGUUCUACAACUCUUACUUUGACAUCGCCUACCCCCUCAAGAAGCUGGACCUGGUGGCCAUCCCCGACUUCCUGGCGGGGGCGAUGGAGAACUGGGGUCUGAUCACCUUCAGGGAGACCAGCCUGCUGGUCAACAACCAGUCCUCCCCCCUACAGAAGCAGCUCAUUGCCUCUGUGGUCGCCCACGAGCUGGCUCACCAGUGGUUCGGUAACCUGGUGACGAUGAGCUGGUGGAACGACCUGUGGCUGAACGAGGGCUUCGCUACCUACAUGCAGUACAUGUCUCUGCAGCACGAGUACCCCCUGCUGGACAUCGGGAACCACUUCCUGACCGUGCGCUUCAGAGCGCUGGACAAAGACGCGCUGAACUCGUCCCACGCCGUCUCAGCGAGGGCGGACACGCCAGAGCAGGUGGCCGAGAUGUUUGACUCGGUCUCCUACGAGAAGGGUGCCUCCAUCCUGCUGAUGCUCAACGCCUCCCUGAGCGGGGACCUCUUCAGGAAGGGCAUCGUGGGCUACCUCAAGAAGUUCAGCGGCUCCAACACGGUCACAGACGACCUGUGGAACAGCAUUGCACAGGCCGACGUAACCCAGCAGCACCCCAACAUCCCCGGCAUGAUGAACACCUGGACCCAGCAGAAGGGCUUCCCAUUGGUCAGCGUCAGCCGGGACGGAGAUCUGGUGACCCUCACUCAGGAGCCCUUCCUGCUCAGCACCGACGCGACCGAGAGCGCACCCAGCCGCUGGCACAUCCCUGUGACCUAUGUGACGGCCGGCUGCAGCCUGACCCCGGACUGCGUCCAGGUGUUCACCCUGGAGAACCGAAACGCCACCCUGAAGCUGUCUAAGGAUGUGAAGUGGCUGAAGCUGAACUUCCAGAGCACCGGGUUCUACAUGGUGGACUACGGCACGGCGGGCUGGGCGGCCCUCAUCGAGGCCCUGACCGAAAACUGCACCGUCCUGCCCCGAGAGGACCGCGCCUCCCUCAUACACAACAUGUUUGCUCUGUCCAGGCUGGGACGCGUGUCGUUCCGGCAGGUUCUCAACCUGCUGGCGUACGUGGUGAACGAGACGGAGGCGGCGCCGGUGAGCGAGGCGCUGGCCCAGCUCAACACGCUGCACCUGCAGCUGGAGAAGAGGAACGAGCUGGACCUGGCUGCCCACCUCAAGUCCUACAUCCUGGAGCGGUUCGAGGCCCUGAUGAUGAAUCAGACCUGGGGGGAGGAGCCGUGCGUCUCCAAACAGGAGCUGCGGGAGGCGCUGCUCCAGACGGCGUGCGCUCUUGACGUUCCCGACUGCCUCCAGAAGGCCUCCGACCUCUACAGGCAGUACGCCAACGGCAGCGCCAGGGUCCCCGGGGACCUGCAGAGGGUGGUGUUCUCCGUGGCCGCCCGCUCUGAGGACGGCUGGGCGGAGCUGAUGCAGACCUACGCCCAGUCCAGCGACGACGCCCAGAAGAGGAAGAUCCUGCAGGCCCUAGCCUCCACCCGCGACACGCGCCACAUCGCCCGCAUCCUGAUCGAGGGUCUGCGGGGGGAGCUGGUCCAGACCACGGAGCUGCCUCUGAUCAUCAGCGCUGUCAGCGGGGGCUUCGCCGGCUCCCUGCUGGCCUGGGACUUCACUCAGCAGAACUGGGACGCCCUCAUCAAGAAGUUUCCUGUGGGCUCCUUCGCCAUCCAGAGCAUCAUCAUGUCCACCACCUCCCACUUCUCCACACAGACGCACCUCGACCAGGUGAGGAACUUCCUGGGCUCCCUGAAGAAGCGCGGCUCUCAGAUGCGCAGCGUCCAAGUCGCCGUGGAAACCAUCAUGUUGAACCAGCGCUGGAUGGACGCCAACCUCCCGGACCUCCGACACUGGCUCUAACCCCCCCGGCCCCGCCCACACUUGGCCCCGCCUUCGCAGGCCCCGCCCUAAACUCCAGACACUGGCAGUAUAGCUCCUUGAUAACGAGGAACAACAGAAGCCAAAGGUUGCUCUCACUCCGUGUGUGUGUGUGUGUGUGUGUAUGUGUGUGUGUGUGUGUGUGUGUGUGUGUGUGUGUGUGGGGGGGUCCUCUUGCUCAGGAUGGCUCCUACGGCCUCGUUCCCAGACGUGACCCCCCCCCCCCCCUCCCACCUUUUUAGCACUGUCGACGACCAAAACCCCUGUUGUCAUGGUUACACCAUUGCCCCACACCCCCAAAGCUCCAGCGGUCAUGGUUCCUCCAUGACAACCAUAAAGCCUCCAGACAGACAGACAGAUGGAGUCCGGGGGCGUGGCCUCUGAGGUCCCCCACAUGAAGGACGUCUGAAGCUGAAGGCCUGGAUGGGGGGGUGGGGGGGCUCACACGGGACCACAGCGCAGGGGGUUACCGUGGUGACACUGCACUGCCUCGCCUUCACAGCCAUUCAAGAGACUACUCCUCACCUCCUCUCCUCACCGCCUCCUGACCUCCCUGCUCUUCUCCUCACCUCCUCUCCUCACCUCCUCACCUUAGCUGAUUACUCUGAGCUUUAAGCACAUCAUGUAGGUGGAGAUCUCUGUCCUCGACCUAUGUCCUCCAGCCAGGCCCCACAGCGGUGGAGGUCUGGUCCAUGAACCACUGUGUCUUAGUGGGGGGGCGUCCCGUCUCAUGCACCGGCCCCCUCCCAUUGGCUGCUCCGUCCGUAGGGCGUGGCCGUUUCCUGUUCCUCCUGCGUGAACCAAUCAGUGUACAUAGCCGAAGACGAGGGCCCCGGGGCCCCUGAUGAAGAUUGUAAAUACGACCGGGCUCCGCCCACUGCUGUUCUAGAUGUCUUGCUUCCGUUGAAGAUUUGACGAGUUUUGCUUUAUGAGGCGUCCGCGUUGCGUGAGCAGGAAACAAACAAAGAAUGUGAUCAGGUGUUUUCCUGUUGUGUGAUGCGCUGGCGCCCAGGCGUGUGAAGGCUUUGUCCGUUGAGUGUAUAAUGUCAUAUCGUUGGUUUUAAGCGUUCUCAGUGUUUUUAUUCGGCGUGCGUUCACAGCCACGCUCCUACUUCCUGCUUUCACCCAUAACCUUUGACCUAUGACACUCCCUGUGGAGGUGGGGCGGCGUCUGGCCUGCAGGGGGAGUAUGGAGCACCGUAUCUGCUGGGGUGAUGGGGUCACCAGAACAAAUGGACACCGUUGAAUGUUCAUUCAGUCCGUCUCGUGAUCCAGCGACGCUCUCUCUGGCUCGCAGAGAGUGUCUUCCUUCUCUCUCUUAAGGGUUAGGGUUACCCCUCACUGAAAGACAAGCAGGCACAUAAAUACACACUUCCUGAUUGGGUCAGAUUGCAGACUGUCCGCAGUCAGACUCCGGUGCUCCGUACUCCCCCUGCUGGCCAGACUUCGCCCCACCGCCACGCUCCCAUUAGGAUCUGGAUCUUGUUUCGUUUCUGCAUUCAAGCGACGAUCAGACCGGUGUGCAGUCGCAGUACAGAACCGCGACUGCAGGGAGAGCAAACACAAUAAAUACAUACAGUCCUUAAGAAGCAGAUAGUGUGUGUGUGUGCGUGUGCGUGCGUGUGCGCGUGCGUGUGUGUGUGUGUGUUCCAGAAGGUCUCCCCAAAGUCUGACGAGUUCAACCCUAAAACAACAGAGGUCAGCUCUGCCUUUAAGAUUGGAUCACUCAGUAGAAUGAGUUGAUGGCUUCUUUCCCUCUCGCUCCCGACCCGUGAACACGAUGACUGUUUCUUCGUAUCAUCAUACAGAUGAUGACGAUGAUGAAGGCUCCUCUGAGCUGCACAUCAAUUCCAUGAUCACUCCUCUGCACAAUGCAGACAUCCUGAUAGUUCUUACAUCUCGCUGACACCAAAGCCCGCCACCCUGUUGCCCCCCUCAGUCUCCCCCCUUCGUCUCCCCCUCUGUCACCCCCAUGCUGGCUUGGUGUGUCUGUAAAUCCAAUUUAUUGGUUUUCCACUGAACAUUAGGGCAGCAAAAUGUACAACUUCAGAAGGAGCUAAUCCAACUCCCUUUUUGUUCAUAUAAAUAUUGAAGUGGGAGAGUGAUUGCAAUGUUACAAAAAUAAUAGUUCAAAAAUGUUGUUAAAUGUCUCUUAGAAGGUCUGUGCAGGAUUGACUGGGACUGUGUGUCGACGUUGAUUUGGUGGUUAGUUUCUGCUUAAUCAAAUACUAAGCUAUGGUGUCAAGCUUCCACAUGGAAAUAAAGCUGGUUUUACGUG
This is a messenger RNA of Gadus morhua (Atlantic cod), 5566 nucleotides long. It is a transcript of the gene lnpep, whose product is annotated as leucyl/cystinyl aminopeptidase. Gene Ontology annotation, cellular component: plasma membrane; cytoplasm. Gene Ontology annotation, molecular function: metalloaminopeptidase activity; peptide binding; zinc ion binding. The record is from RefSeq and is a predicted model, not a curated record. The coding region runs from base 169 to 3270 and encodes 1033 amino acids. Gene Ontology annotation, biological process: proteolysis; peptide catabolic process; regulation of blood pressure. Lineage: Eukaryota; Metazoa; Chordata; Actinopteri; Gadiformes; Gadidae. The transcript is spliced from 22 exons.